AAGCAGUGUCUUGCGAUCUGUGACCGUGCUGCAAGCAAAGCUUCGUCGGAGGCGGUUCAUGUGCUGGAAGAUGUUGACAUUGGACGUGAUGGCCAGCAAAUGCUAAUUGCAUCACUGGGGGAGCUGUUCCAAGUCAAGGGUGUCAAACUUGGCGAACGUGCGACGCAAAUAGUACGUGCGCUUCCGUCGAGCGCAAUUGAUGAGCUUAUCAGAAAUAUUGCGAAGAGAGGGCUCUCGUAA
Molecule: messenger RNA, 240 nt
Organism: Microdochium trichocladiopsis
Lineage: Eukaryota; Fungi; Ascomycota; Sordariomycetes; Xylariales; Microdochiaceae
Exons: 1
Source: RefSeq, a predicted model, not a curated record